AUGCUGGCUGCAGGAUGUUAUCAAACAGCGUGGAUUGUGUUGAUAGUUUUGAUAGUAGAGAUCCGUGGGGAAUCAAAGUUUGAGAAAGAAUUGAAAGUUACCUUGGAUACAACAGAUGUAAAGGCUUCUCCUUUCUAUAAAGACAAAGUUCUCUCGCUUCCGAUUUCAAAAAAGUCUGGUACCGAACUAUGGCAGCGCUGGACGGAUCAAGCGUUUUCAGGACUCAUUUCAGCUAUUUCUACUAGAAGACUGCGUCUAGUUGAAGAAUAUAGCCAAAAGAAGCAUGAAAAGUGUUCUUCGAAUGCUCAUGAUAUCAAGAGUCAUGCAAAAUGUCUGGUUUCUUUGGAAGAAGAUGUGUUGUCAAAUCGAUUGCUCAAGAGGAAGAAAUAUUUUGAUAAAAAAGCCCGAAAAGCAUCUAAAAAGAAUCUGAACCAAGAUUCCAGACAAUCGGAAAAGCUUUGGAAGUUGAAGAGUAUGGAAAACUAUAAAUCCGCUAAAAUCAUAAGAACCCACAGAAAUAUGAGGAAGGUUGAGAUUGAAAAACCACAAGACCGUAACUGGAUUGGAUCUUUCAAAACUGUCCGCUCAAAGCGAUCAACGAAAGUUAGAAAUGCAGAAAGCUAUGUGCUUAAAUCGGAUUACGAUAAAUCCCCAUUUGCGAUAAUCACAAAACACUUAUCCAACUCUGUAAAAUCUCUAAAGAAAAAGGAAAAGCUGUCGAAAUGGCAAGAAAUAAUUGAAAGAAUCCAACGAAAAAGUGGCUUAUUGAAGAAAAGAAAGCAGGCUGAGAAUAUGUACAGAAAAAGGAUUCGAAGAUACUCUGAUAUCGAAAAAGACAUUGAAGACGAGGAGCUGAAAGAAAUGAUCCAUCGAAAAUCAUCUAAUAUGAUAGAAGAAGAGAAAAUGUUUAUGGUUCCGAUUGAUUUGAUCCGUCAAGUAGCAAAGAUCGGAUUGGGACUCGCUGGACAAAAUACCACUGAUAUGGAUAAGAAGACUGUGAAAUUGCUCAGUCCAAGAUUCAUGAGUAUAUUGUCUGAUAGUAAAAAGGAUGAGCAAAAUAAAACUAUUGACAUCCUCUCUCCGUCCCUAUUCUCUCUUCAUGAUUCUGGAACCGAAAUUGAAAAGAAGACGUCGUUGAAAUCUAUUCUAGCAGCUGCUGGAGGUUCAACAGAUUCUCAGAAUCUUUUAGAUUUCUUAGUUGAAGCCACCGGAGUAGCUGAAGCUGUGGAAGAUGCCGAACAGAAAAUGAUAGAUGCACAACGGAAGAAGGAUGAUGCAAUAGGAAGAGGACCAGAUGGACAACCAUUGUAUUUCACUAAAGAGAAUAUCACAGAGAGAUUCCCAUCGGAAGCGAAAAAGAUUGAAUUAUUCGAGGAAUUGGAUAAAACCUAUUCAAUUGAACAGUUGAAAGAUAUGAAUCAAACUGGAUACACGGUACUGAAUCCAAAACAAAUGCAGAUGAUGUAUGGAAAGAAGUCGCCUUUUAAGAAUUCAAGACUUUUGAGAGCAUACAAAAAUAUGACGACAGCUGAGAUUCACCUAGCAAUCCAUAGAACUAUUAAGGAUGUGGCUGAUGAAAAAUUAAAAUUCGAGGUUCGUCAAAAAGACAUUGUCCUAUCUCCAGUAGUUAAUACAGCUCUGAUAAACGACCCCAAAACAGCUUCCCAAGCUCUUAUCCUCUCUCCAGCUGUCAUGGUUGCUCUUGUCAACUCUCCUGCUGUUUUUGGAUCCGUCAUCCUAUCACCUUGGCUAUUUGUUCCUCUUAUACUGUCCCCUCGUAUUUUAAGCCCGGUUAUCCUAGAUCCAUUCAUGUUCGUACCUAUCAUUCUAUCACCUGUGGUACUUGAUCCAGUAGUACUGUCACCUGGAGUAUUCAAUCCCUUCGUUCUGUCCCCUCUGGUAAUGUGUCCUUUUGUUCUAUCUCCUCAAGUCAUGACUCCUCUAAUUCUUUCCCCAUUUGCUCUAACUCCUCUUAUUCUGAAUCCAUUGGCUUUGUCUCCUAUCAUUUUAUCACCUUUCGUUCUAUCACCUCAAGUAUUAUCACCACAAUAUAUCUCGGGACUGUUCUUGUCUCCAUAUGCAUUGUCUCCAGCAAUUGAGUCAACCGGAGCAAUGUUUACAGUUUUCGCAUCGCCAAGUUGGCUCAGCUAG
Messenger RNA from Caenorhabditis briggsae, 2151 nucleotides. The record is from RefSeq and is a predicted model, not a curated record. The transcript is spliced from 8 exons. Bases 1 to 2151 code for a protein of 716 amino acids. NCBI's taxonomy places the organism in Eukaryota, Metazoa, Nematoda, Chromadorea, Rhabditida, Rhabditidae.